CUCCGAUGUGUUUUCUAGGCAUAGGGAAAGUCUCCCCAGCACUCAGGCACUGACAGACCACUAGACUACACAAAGCCCAGAAUAGAUAUUUUUUGCCACUAGCAUUGCCUCAUGCGUCAGGGAUACUAUAUAUUCCAGUGUCUAAAUAAAUCUCCCUUCCAUGACUUUCAGACGACACAAACAAAGCAAAAACCAAGGGAAGGACGUUGUCGGAUUUGCCAUAAAGAAACAUACACAAUCAGCUGCCCAAGAGCUGGAAAGUAUUGGAGGUGGCGGUAUUUAUGUAUGAAAAGCAUCUGUCCAUAUGAUCUCACAACCCUACAAUGCAGCCUCAGGUCCCCCAAUAAUUUCCAGCUUUCCGUGGGAGUCCCAUGCCCUGGGUAAGGACAGGACAUGUUCAUGGAGUAGAUGGAAAAAUCAAGUCAUUGGGGGCAGACUGAGCUAUAAUCCUGCCCAUAAGCUAGUGGAAGACAAUGCCACCGACUACAAAGGGAAAUGUAGGAAAUAAAAGCAUGUGUCAGCCCCCCUUCUACAGAAGCACUGGCGGUCAAUGUCACUUAAAACGCUCCCAGGGUGACGUGUGAGUCCCAUUCAGGAAAAGAAGAAUUUCCCAUCUGCAUCGCCUUCAUUUCUGGGGGGUAGAGGCCGGGACCGCUGCUGUGCUCAGCCGGUGCCACUCAGACUGACAGUUUGGCGCCUGGCAGCCACAAGCAACAGCAGCCAUGCAACAAGCAGUGCCACCGCGCAGGGAGAGCCCAGCCUGGCAGCCAAAGCAGGCAGCACAGCCGGAGCCAGAGCCUGGGUAUGUGGAGAUCCCCAUACAGGCUGAGAAGAGAGUGAGCGCAAUAACGCCAAAAGUGUCGCAAUCGCUGACCGAUCAUCUGCCUGGAGAUCACAAAACAAAAACUGGAGAUGGGACAGAUAGCAAGCAUGCCGAUGUGAGUAUUCGGAAAGAGAGCAGCCCUGUAGAUCGCCUUGGCCAGUUCCUAGAUGUUGGGGAAAAUGAGGGGGAGCAGGCAGAGUACAUCCUGUCUUACCCCUCCUCUCUGGCAGCCACCAGUAACCCCUCGUCGCCAGUCUGCGCCCCCCAACUUGUCUGUGCCAACGACGAGGCUCACUACAUCACUACCCACGAAAUCCAGCUCUGUGAGGCCGACCAGGAGCCCGAUUACCCAGAUUUUGGACUGGCCCCCUCCACGUGGAGUGAAGCGGCCGACAGCGCCCCCUGCACCUUUCUGGAGUACGCGUCGUUUGACAGCCAGGGGGGCAGCCCAACAGACGAGGACUAUUAUAUGAGCACCACCAGCGACCCCAACCCCACGGACAGUGUGUGCAGCGCUGAACUGAUCAGCAGCACCCACUCGGAAAGCGACACCUCCCCAAGCAUCUGCAGCAGCAGCAGCAACAGCAGCACCUUGGACAAAGCGCUCAACACUGGGGAGGCUGCCCGCUCCAAAGCCGGGAUCCUCCUAUCAAUCAGAACUGCAUCCAAGGCUAUAAAUGAGGGCAGCAAUGCGCAGGCACAGCCAAACACCGCCCCUGCCGGCGCCAAGCAUGACACAGACAUGAGCUACUGCGUAUCCAGAGCUCCGGACUGCAAGUCCGCUUUCCGGCAGCAUCAGUACCAAUCUCUGCCCCAGGCGGCCGAUGCCCACCGGCUAGUGGCUGUCCCUGCCCGUCUGCAGGCUCGGAGCGGCGUCCAUGCCGAUAUCUCCAGCGGGGCUUCCAGUGCAGUCAGCGAGUUGGAUGAUGCGGACAAGGAGGUGCGAAACCUGACCGCCCGAGCAUUCCGCAGCCUGGCUUAUCCUUACUUCGAGGCUAUCAACUUCAGCUCCAGCGAAUCCACCACCUCCUUGUCCGACCAGAACAUCGGCAUCAACAGCUGGUCCACUUACCUGGACUUCAAGGGGGGCGCCCUACUGUCUCAGAAGGCAGAGCAGAGCAUCCACCAGCACACGGCUACCUCUGCUUCCAGCUUUGGGCUCAGGAAAUUUGCCAACGAUGCCCCAAAGGAGCAACUCUUCGUGCAGGCGAAUAAAUCCCACACCAAGGCGUUUGAGCUGGUGGUCAGUGAGCUGGAGACCAAGGGGUCGAGCGGGGGCAGUGCCAGCUGUUCAGCCAAACGCAUACAGUCCGGAUCCAGGGUCGUGACUCUCACUGAGACUCUGAACUUCAGCAGCAACGUGACCGCGACUGCUCCUGGCAGUGACAGAGCCAACAAGCCACCUGAACAGGCUCCAGCCUCAGCCUGCACGGAUGGGGUUACAGAUCCCCUGCCAAGAGAGCUGCCUGGGCAGGAGGGGAGCAAGCAGUCGCACAGUGCUGCAGAAGCCAUGGAGGGGACGCACAAAUCCAAGUUUGCUUCCAGCCUUCUGAAAAAUGUCAUCUCUAAGAAGAUGCAGCUGGAACAGGAGUUUAAAAUGGAAAGAGGGGAGAUCACGGACACUUCCUACAAGCGACUCUGUACUCCCUCCAAGGAGACUGAGGGGGCCCGAGAGAAGGGUAUUCAGAGGCAGAACUCCAGGUUUUCCGAGGCCAGCUCAGAUUUUACCUUGGUCAGCAGCGAGGAGCUAGGAGAGUUUUUCGAUACAAAGUCAUCAGCGACCCCCAAAGACUUGCCAUGUACAGAGGGCAAUGUAGCCAAGCAGGUGUCCUCUAUAGACCAUGCCAAGGAUGAAAGCGCCAUGGAUCCCAAGAGAAGCGCCUCAGAGGCGAUGAAAGGCAUGCUCCUCCGCAGCCAAAAUAGUGCCUUCAGGUCCUGGAAGGAAAAGGAGAUAGAAAAGAUGGAGAAGAAAAUAGAAGAGAAAGUGGCCAAAGCUCGGAGGAUAAAGAUCCCGUUGGAGAGGGACUGGAAGGCAGAUUUAGGGGAGCUGUCAGGCAGUCACUCCACUAAAAUGUCCCGUUUGUAUGUUCCAGGCAUUCAGCACACCCCCAAGGAGAAGCAGGUAGAGAAGCAAGCAACAAAGUACUCAGUGUCUACCUAUGCCCACCAGAGUUGCUUUAGUCGGAACGAGCACGAUUUUAAGACGGAGAAAUUGCAGGUGCUGGAGGCAGCUGUUUGUAGGAUGACCCCCAUGCUAACCCCCAAACCCCAGGAGAUUAAACUCAACCUACCACUGUCCGGGGACAAGGAGAAUCCAUUCAGUAUCGCCAAAUUGCUGACUCCUAACCUGGCGUCCACCGCGGCCAAUCUGUCCAAAGCAGCGGAGGAGCUGAAAAACCAGCUGCCCCCCAGCAGGACCGAGGUGCUGGAGAAGAUGCCCCAGUUCCUGGUAAGGGAUGUAAGGGAGAACAAGGCCAAGUGCCAGGGAGCCAUGCACCAGGUUAGAGAUGUCAGGAAGCUACUUAAGGGCUCCUAUCACCUUGACACUGGGGAAGGCAGCGGGAUAUCGGGGCAGAGCACCCCGGACCCCAAGGCCAAGCUCUCGGUGGGCUCCAAGAUCUCCUCCUCUCUGUCUCCCAUAGUGAUCACCUGUCAGGCGGUGAAUAAUAAGGAGGAUGAGGGCGACUCAGGAGACACAGGGGAGGGUGACAAAGCCCAGUCCUCUGCGGACACCAUUCUGGUACACCGGGCUUCGGGCCGGCUCCCCGUUGCCACUAUAGCCCCCAAUAAGACUGGUCCCAGGAUGCCCGUAGUGAAGAUUGUCUCCAAGGCGUCUAAAUGGAAACAAGAGAAGCCCCGGGAGCAACCAGAAGUGAAAGUCGAGCCCCAGUCGCCCAAGUCCCGUGUGGCUCUAGAGAAGCUGACAGCAGCGGUAAAGACGAUGGAGCAGCUGUAUGUGUUUGAUAGGAAGGAGUGGAAGCGCAAAGGCCAACCGGAACCGCUCACCGGCAGCCACGUCUUGUCGCUCAUCAGUUGCGAGGAGGCAACGGGGAAGUCGGAGUCGCAGGCAGGGGACGACAAGCCUGUGGCACCUGAGGAGACUAAAAAGGCAACACCUCGGCCGUUUGGCCGCGCCCCGGAGCCCAUAGUCCGCAGGAACUCCUACCCCAGCUCAGACAAGAGCCCCUCAAAGCCCCUGGCGCCAGAGCCCAGAGCCCCGAUUAAAACUUUCCAAGUAUCCAAGUUCGGGGAACCAAAAAGCGCGGAGCAACAGGAGAAGAGCCACGACGUUACGGGUUACAAUCGCAGCGUCUUUACAGUUAGUGCUCCAAAAAGCAGACAUCAGAGCCUGGAGUCGGCACUAAACAGCAAGAACACCCGCCCGCAGCCCCCCAGUUCCCUACGAAUCCAGCCUCGCUACCUGGAAGAGGGGAAGAAAGCAGAGCCAGAGCCGGCUGUUGCCCCGCAGCCCCCGCAGCCUCGCAAAGCCAGUGCAGACUUUGAGAACUACCUCACAAUCCCAGUCAAAGCAGCCAGUGAGGCUGCCGUGGGAAAGCCGCCAGUUGCAGCCACUGUCCGCGACACCUCAACAUCCGCCAGAGAGAACGCAGCGACUAACUGCCGCGAUCCAGCCUCCAUGUGCAGCCUGCCUCCCUUUAGUGCCAAGAGCCAUGCCGCCAGUCCCAAGAGUCCGAUCAAAGCAGCGAGCGACUGGCGCAGCAAGGCUAAAGAGGGGGUCCAACCUAAUAGAACACAUUCUACAGGAUCAGAGCCUCAGUCCCCAGAUUCUAUCCCCUCAGCCACUAUCUACCAUCACGCCAUUCCACCUGUGCCAGCGGCCAUGCCCAGCUCUCAAGCCCCUAUAUUUUAUUCUCCUCCUUUAACCGCAGCUACGCCAGUUGAGAUGUACCCCCAGCAGACCCAGCGCAAAAUGCUGGUGGAUCUAGCUACAGGGCAGUAUUACCUUGUGGAUACCCCUGUGCAGCCAGUUAAAAAGAGACUAUUCGAUCCUGAAACUGGACAGUAUGUGGAAGUCCCAGUGCCUGCACCACCUGCCACCCCUGUGCCCUUCCACAUGCCACCCCUAGCUCUCAGUCCUGGUGCAUAUGGAGCUGCUUAUAUGUUUUACCCUGGGUUUUUGCCCACUGCAACAACUGCUGUGCUACCUGCCACCUCUCUUCAGAGUCAGCUUUCUCACCAGGGGAGUGAGCACAGCUUUGAGGUGCAGGGUGUAGAGACUUCCCAGUCAGGGGAGCUGAACAUGAAUGAAUGCCCCUAUUACCUGGCCACUGGGUCUGCAGCAGCUAAUUCAGGAACUGGGCCAGCAUCUAAUAUCAAAAGGGGCUCCCUAGGCUGCCCAGAAAGCAAACAGGUCAUCAGCAUCUUGUCUCAGCCAGGACCCAGGAUUGUGGCCCCUCCAUCCUUUGAUGGUACCACUAUGAGGUUUGUUGUGGAACACAGAUGAAAAUCAAGAAAGUAAUUAUUAUUUCUUCUGUGUCGGUGACUAGACAAGUCCUUGUGUAGCAAGAGAAGUUGUGGAGCUCACACCAAGUUUGAUGUGCAUGGCAGAUGCCUCCUAGUGAAUACUAGUAAAUGCCCAUAGUGUGAAGCAAAACAGACAUCAGAGAAGUUAAUGGGAUUCAGCACUUUGAAAGCCAGAUGUGUGUGUGAGUUUGGGUUCAUAGAGAUUAGUAUAUUUCUCCAAUGGAAAUAUUGCAAGAAGAAAACAUUUCUAUUAAUCUUUAUUAGGAAUAUUUGCCUACAGUGAUAUAGUUGCUUUUCACUUGCUGCUUUAGAGUUUGUGAGAGUCUAAGCAAGUCACAUAGGUUUGUAUUAGCUUUGGCUCUUUUGGAAGACAGAGAUCACAGAGACCUCUUAUAUAAGUAUCUCACCACAACUUGUGCUGCUAUUUCAGAUAUUCAUUUUGAUAACUGAACAUGGAUUUUCUGCCUUAAUACCACAUGUGCCUUGUAUGCUAUAUCGUAGGGCUCUAUUAUGCCCAAUCUGCAUAAAAAACCAAUUGUGUGCGUUUUUGGGUUGUUAAAGACCCAUGUUCUGACAUUUACAGUUAUUUGCAAUGGGCAUGGAAAUCAAUUAUUACUUAAAGUGAAUUAAGCUUUCAAGAUAUAUCUAUAUAUAUUUUUAAAAAUAAUAAGUGCCUUAUACUGUUACAAAGUGCUUAUAUUUGCUAAGUAGCUUGCAUUAACAGUUGUUUUUACAUUUUCUUUUUUGUUGUUAGUUGAUUUAAGAAAAUAUUAUUUUGUUAGUAACUUCAAGCACUUUCGCUGGUGACUGUUAUUCAGAUAAAGAAAGAAAAAUCUAGAUUAGCAAUGGCAAAUCCUGUCUGUGUAGCCCACUAACAGAGCUGUUUAUAGGAACAUGAUAUACCUAGCACAUGAAAUGUAUUUUUAUGGUACUUAUGUUCCAGCAGGUUUGUCUAAGUCAGUGUAGGACUAAGAUUCUCAGCAAUUACCAAGCUUAAGUAGAGUUUUAGAAAGCAUACUGUAUUGGCAUACUCUUUGCUCUAUAAGUUUAAAAAGUAUUGGUGGUAAAACAGAAGUUUGGUUUUACCAAGCAAUACUAUUUAUAUGAAGUACCACUCAGGCACCUUUAUUUUACUUUUUAAUAGAAAACAUAGAAUUUCUAAAAUGUAUAACUUGUCAGCAUUUGCCCUUAUAAUAAUAGAACAUUAAAGCUUUGAUUUCUUUUUAACCUACUGUAAGCCCCCUGUAUUGUUACUGCUCUUGAACAGUACAGCCUCUAUGAUAUUUUCCAGGGUAAAUUUUCUUUUUUGUUUUUAUUUCUCUAUGAGAGGGCAGUGUUUCUUGGUUCGUAACCCCCAUAUGUAAUAAAAGGCACAAUGUUGACCCAGGUGCUUUUAAACAGGUGAUCAGUAAAUGCUACUUGCUAAUUGGUUACUAUAGGUAAGUAGACCUAUAGCAGACAGUGCACCUUUUAUUACAUAAACCUUGUAGAAGCUAAAUGCAGAACAAAUAUAGUAAAGAAAAGGGCUUAUUUAAUAUGGUCUCAAGUGCAAGAGUGCUGAAGGCCUCAAAACAGUAGAUUUUAGAUCACCUUGCAUUAAGAUCUUGGCACUAUUCAGUAUUGGAAGGUUGCCCUGCUAGGUGCACCUUGCUUUCACUUUCUUGUACAUCCAGCUGUUUCAUCCAUAGCCGACAAUGCUUGCCAGCCCGUCAUUUAAAGUAAGGUGAAACACAUUGCAUUGCAUACUGGAGACACCAGACAGCAGUAAUUGCUACAAAGGAGGGACUAGGUGUGAUUAGCUCUCUGCACCUUGCACACUUCUUUAAAUAAGUCCUAAAAUAAGAACCAUGAAACCUUUGGCUUAUCAAUGCACAGGGUUACUGUAUUAUUUACCCCAUAUUGCAUUUCUGUUUAAUAAAUUAUGCCCCAAGCCCCCAUCUCCUCAACUUUCUCUCCAUUUGGCACCUGUUUUGUGUACAUGAAAAGGUACCUCACUCCCUCCUGCAGGGGGCAGCAUAUUUUUUGCCUCCAGCAAAGCCAUUUUCAUUUGGCACCCCACUCCACAGCUUUUUGUAAAGUAAGUGUGUCUGGUUCCAUAAGUAACCUCUCUCUGAGUUUAGGGUCUGUAGUUUUUUCGAUAAGUUUCAAUCAUUUCACCUUGCAAGGGCCCAAAUUUGCAGGGGACUGCUAGCUGUCGCAGCUCAGCGGAAUUGUGAUGUAUAAGUUCCCAUUCAGCCUGACAGCGCUUGCAAAAAUGAACUCUGGCCACUAAAGCAUUUGGGGCAGGUUUAAAAUAAUUCUCCAGAGCCUGUACUGUAGCAGUGUAUGAGGAAUCUGCUCCCAGAGUCAAAAUGCGAUAUGCUUCAGAGCCCAGGGAGUUAAGUAACAGGGCCCUUUUCCUCUCAGUGGAGGUCCCAUCCAGGCCAGAUGCCAGUAAGUAGAUAGAAAACUGUUCAUACCAGAGAUCCCAGGGCACUGCAGGCUCUCCAGGGUGCAGCAGAAACUUUUCAGGGGGUUGCACAGGGGAUUCAGAUGUUCUCGUUGCCAUUGUUAUAUCAGUGUAGCAGUUCAGUAAUGCAGGCAGGUUGUUAACAGUUGACCAUCUUUAUUCUUUACACACAGAGACUAGCUUCCCAGUCUUCUCCCACUAUUUCCCAAGGCUGCAACAUUCUAACAUCCUUCAAAAGGAUAUAACUUUAUAAAACAUAACACAGCUUAUGCAAAUGCAUAACAUUGUCCACAUACUUUUUGAAAUUAUUCAAACUUGGCAAUGAUUUAUGGCUGUAGCAAUACUAGCACAGUGCUGACCAUAAAGGAGGCACUUCACACCUUCCAAUUCCAUUCAUCUAGAAUAGUAAUUUUCUGACUUUUUGGUUUCAAGCUCAUAUUUGAGUUCCAGCAUCUGGUAAGGACAUCCCCUUCUUAUAUCCCAAAGUUUUUUCAUUAGUGGUGUAACUAUAUGUUACUGGGCCCCCACAAGCAAUUUCAAUUUAGGGCCCCAAGAUAUUGGUAAAUUGACCUGUUAUACCAAGAUAUAUUGAAAUUGCAGAUUAAUUAAGAGAUUAAUGGGCCUCCACUACUCUCUACCUGACUGAAAACUGCAGGUGGAGAGAAGGGGAGGAAAUGCUCCGCGCAAAUAAAGCGUAAAUAGUCUUCAGGCUAUACUUCUAGGAAUAUCUAAAACAUCAAAUAUCUUUCACCCCAGUUCUUCUAAUUGGCUUUCAAGAUAGCCCCCCUGUUCUGCUGCAUAGAAUGUUAAAGCCGCUUCCAGUUUAAUGAGAAAACAUAUGCUAAAAAAGCCCUUAUGUCUGAAUCCAUCAGACAAAUAAAUUAAUUGUUUGGAAUUCAACUUUUUGCAAAAUAAAUAUCGGAGUAGUUACCGUGUUCACACCCUAUGAGGGUUCUUAAUGUAUACACUCACACAACCCAUUUCUGAACCAACCACUUUUCUGGGUUUUUUUCAAGGCCUGACAGUCUGUAAAAAUAUAUUUUAAAUCUUCAUCCUUUUUUAACAAAUAGCAAUAUGUAUGUUUGCUAUAGUGGCACUUUUUAUUUUUUAAGUUAUAUUUAAAAAGAAAGAUUGAUUUAAAGAUUGGCUCCAUGGACCCAAUGAAAUGAAUAUUUACCCAAUGUUUAAAUGAUCGCUAACAUUAUUUAUCCUCCAAUAAAUGUUCUGUAGGUUAUUCAAUACAGAGAGACAUAUUUAUUGAGUGCGAGUUUCUGUGCUGCUUAUUCAGCCAAGGUAACACCAUAUCCUCAACUGACUCGAUUGCUUCGAUUGGACAUACUGUUUGCGUCUAAUCCAUUUGACAGAUAAAGCAAGACUCAAUAAAAAUGGUCAGUAAAAUAACCUUUACGUUCUGAGUAGCUCACUGUACCAGCCAGGCUAUUUACUAAUCUAAAUGCUAUGUUCUAAGACUUAGCUUGUAUUUACUGGCUUUGCAGACCUCCUGUUCUUAACACUGGCACUUACUGAGGCAGCAGCUGCUGUUUUGAAAGUGUUAGCCAAGUGUUUGUUUCUAAUCCAUCCACAUGGUAGUAGAUAGGCCUCAGGCUGUAUAUGUGCUGUUGUAGUCAUGACAGCAGUUGGCCCUAACACAGAUUAGUUGUGGUGUCCUGCAUAGUGACACAUGCCUUAAUUUGUUGUAUGGUGGUCACCAUCCCCCACUUAUGGUGCCUUUUAUAGUAUAUACUGUAGCACUGGCGUAAAAAUAAAUGUAAAUUCUGAAAAAGAUUCUUGAGCACUAAGUGCACUUAAGCUGAAAGCUGCAAGACCAUAAUAUAAAUAAAGUCAGACGACACAAUUAUGCAAAAUAACAUGUUUAGGAGAAAUACAAUAAAAGUGUGCAAGUUUGCACUAGGGUUGUUGGCCUAUAGCAACCAGUUAGCAGGUAGCAUUUACUGGGGAGCUGUUUGAAAGCAAACAUCUGAUUGGUUGCUGCAGGAUCUGAAUGGUGUGCUGUAUUGGACCUGGUGCUAAUUUUUUUGUGAUUUUUCUUCUGUUACACCACAUUUAUAAUAUAAACUGCUACUACUAAAUGUCCUUAAACAUUUUAUUUAUCAUAAUGUCAGUAACAAACUCACAACCUGUCAGUGUACAAAAGUGUUUAGUACCAUAUAAUGGCAGCUAAUUGUGAGGGUUUAUUUGUAUCAGUGAGUUGCCAUUUUCAAGGCAGACGUACAAGAUACAUUCUAUGAAUCAGGUCAUGCUAGGCAGUAGGCCUCCCUUUCUAUGGGAUUGGUUUAUAUGUUAUAUCUGUGUAUGUUUUUCCUAACUGCAAACUAAAUACACUUGCUGGGACACAGUGCUGUAGAAAACCCCAUUGUUCCAGUGCAGUGCACUGGAUGGCUAACCAUAUAUAUAUAUUCUUGUAACUGGUGCUCAGCUAUUUGUUCUGUGUUACAGUUUACAGAAAAUAAACAUCUCAGGGCUUAUAGUUAGUCCCAUGUGCUACUUUGCACUGGUUUAACUUGCAGUGUAGUUGACAUUUUCUGCUUUAUGAUAGCCUUCUGGGUAUGAUUUUAUGCCACGUAAGGUUGCUGAGAAAGGGGGUAAAAUUCAAAAACAAUAGCAUGAUCAUGUGGUUGGGGCAGCAUAUUAUCUAUAAUAUUGUCCCGUAAGCUAGCCAUAUGUGAAACCAUAUAUAUCUUGUUAUUCAUUGAUCUGUUAGUUUCCCUUGGGGGCAGUUUCAAUGAACUAUUGUCUUGUUAUUUUGCUGGAUAACAUUUUAACUGGUUGAACUAAAAAAAUCUGGCCUGCUAAUGCCUCACUCUUGUAGCAUAUGUAUCACACUCUCAUAGGCUCACUCCAAAAAUGACAGGGGCUGCAACUAUUUCCCAAUAUCCUAUCCAAAGGAAUGUAUCAGUGGCAUUUGGUCAUUCAUGUGUGGCCAACUGCAAAUAAAUCACUUUGUUCUCCCUUACAAUCCUGGCCUGACAGCACUAACUUCUGCCAUAUCCAGCACAGCCACUGUUUAUCAGAACAGUUAAGAUAAUAGUUAAGAAAGUACCUGCAGUAGGGAAAGGCCAUUUUGACAUCUCCUUUAGAGGCCCAAUGGUGCACAAAUACACAGGCAAUGGCAUAAUCCCACACAAACCUUUUUUGCAGUAAAAAACAUAUAUUUUUUAUAAGUAUGAAAAUAUUAAACUGAGGCAAAGGUAUUCUGGAUAAUAUCAGCUGAGGUACUUGAAUGAAUUAUGUUUACUGUGCUAUCUGAGCAACUCUUGGCAUUGGGAAGAAUUGUGGAGCCAUUCUUAUCAGUAUUUUACAACUGCUUGAUUUUAAAGGCUCUCUCUACAGAAUGAGUAGCUUUUUUGUCAGUUUGGUAAAGCUAGCCUGCCUAAAAAGCUUGGUUAUACAAUCCACAUAUUAGCAAUCUUAAUAUUCAAUAUAUGUCAUAUUAGAUUAUAUGCAGGAUACAUUGUCAGUUCACUGUGGAUAUCAUAACCUGAAAGCAGGAAUACUUAGUAGUAGGUCAGGGAAAGUGUUCCAGUACCAAACAUUCAAUGUACUUUCAGUAAGACACUGGAAACUAUUACACUAGCAAUUGUUGUGCUAGGAAACACUACUGUAAUGGAGCAAUUAAACAUUGUUGGAAAUUGAAAAAUCCCAAACACGGGGCAAUUUUCAAGUAAAUGCACUAGAUGCCAAAUGCACAUAGGGUUUAUCUUAAUUAGACUUCAUAAGGGAGAGUUAAUGUAAACAAAUUUUAAAACAAGAACAAAAAUUUACAUUUUGUAAUAUAAUAGUUUUCGUUAUAAAGCUACAUUUUAAUUGAGGAUAUCACAUUUCAUAGGAGCUGCUCUAAAGAAAUUCUGUCAUGAUUUUCAUGGUGUAGUUUUAAUUGCUGACUUGGGGGUUUUACUAUUGAAUACUGUUCUCAAAUCUACUAAUAGGUGGGGCAUGGGAGAAUUUUUAGCAAUACAGGUGUCAAUGAGAUGUUAUUUUGCUACCUUCCCAUUGUUCUGCUGAUAGGCUGUAGUGCAGCAGUAAAGAAAGAGAAUGAAGUUUAUCAGAGCACAAGUCACAUGGCUAAGGCCACCUGGGAAACUAAGAAUAUGUCUAGCCCCAUGUCAGAUUUCAAAAUUAAAUUUAAAAAAUGCAUUUGCUCUUUUAAAAAACAGAUUUCCAUGCAGGAUUCUGCUGAAGGAGCACUAUUAACUGAUGCAUUUUGUGAAAAAAACAUGUUUUCCCAUGACAGAAUUCCUUUAAUGUGUUUUUUUUUCCACUGGAGUAUAAGGACUUAAGGGUUCCACGAAAUCCCCUUACAUGAAUGUAUUUUUUGCCGUGCUAAACAAUAAGGAUGCUUGGUUGCCUAAAAAGAUAAAAAGAUCAUCUGGACAUAUGAUAUCAAAUUCAGAGAAAAACUAAAAUGUAACAACAUAAAAUGGGAUAAAAUAAGCUAUAAGGGUGUUUUUUUUUGUUUAUGUGUGUGAUUUCUCUGUAAAUUAUGCAGCACUUCCUAUUAUGUAUCAAGGCAAAGCCUGUAUCAGGGUACAUCACUCACUGUGGUACAGCAUGGUAACACACUGCAUGUCAGAUAGAAAAGAACGGUAUGUUGUCAGAUGGACUGGGAAAGUUCUGCUAUCGCCUUACAUAGCCAUAUUCUGAAAGGAUUGUGUGUCGGAGUAGCAAUGCCUGUAAUGUUUGUGUUAAAAGAUACAUGAGCUGCACAGUAAUCACACUGCUGAAAGCAAUGAGAGGAAGAACUGUUGAUAUAUAAUGCCUGAAAUUGAAAUUCUAAAAUUGUUUUUGUUAUAAAGAGGUUUGUAUAAUGUCUGAAGCGAUUAUCAUGUUUUUUCAAUAAAAGUCUGGAAAACA
This is a messenger RNA of Xenopus tropicalis (tropical clawed frog), 12629 nucleotides long. RefSeq names its product chromosome 1 C4orf54 homolog (gene c1h4orf54). Lineage: Eukaryota; Metazoa; Chordata; Amphibia; Anura; Pipidae. The transcript is spliced from 2 exons. The record is from RefSeq and is a predicted model, not a curated record. The coding region runs from base 723 to 5288 and encodes 1521 amino acids.